Nakaseomyces glabratus is the source of this 456-nucleotide messenger RNA. RefSeq names its product mRNA splicing protein SMD1 (gene SMD1). Gene Ontology annotation, cellular component: spliceosomal tri-snRNP complex; precatalytic spliceosome; U2 snRNP. NCBI's taxonomy places the organism in Eukaryota, Fungi, Ascomycota, Saccharomycetes, Saccharomycetales, Saccharomycetaceae. Gene Ontology annotation, biological process: RNA processing; spliceosomal snRNP assembly. Gene Ontology annotation, molecular function: RNA binding. The record is from RefSeq and is a predicted model, not a curated record.
AUGACUCUGCUAGUGAAUUUCUUAAAGAAACUGAAGAAUGAGCAGGUAACACUGGAGUUGAAGAAUGGAACCACGGUAUGGGGCACGCUGCAGUCGGUGUCAUCGCAGAUGAACGUUACUGUUACGGACGUGGUGUUAUCGCUUCCGAAGUCUCAAUCAGGGAAGGUCUCUGGUGGUCCAGGUGCGCUGGCCUCAGUUUACUUGGUCAACAACGCACAACCGGACAAAGCCAACAAUGAUGACGGUAGUGUUUCUUUGCAAUAUAUGAACAUUAGAGGCAACACGAUUAGACAGAUUAUACUCCCGGACUCGCUGAACUUGGAUUCUUUGCUUGUGGAUGAAGCUCAGGUGAAGAGACUGAAGAAAGCCAGUGCAAAGCCUAGCGAAACCAAUUAUAGAAAGAGAAGAAACGAGUUCAGUGGUAACACAGCCAAGAGAAUAAAAAGAGGUGUUUGA